AUGAAGGAGUUGUUGGCUGCCGCUCAAGAAGUCGCCGUAAGUUGGAGUGUGUUGUGAGUGAUGACUGGGUAGAAAGGAAUGAAAAAAGAAAGCGUCUUAAAAUUGUAUUAUAAUUCCUUUUGUUCUAUGAUUGUGAGGUGCAUUGCUAUGAUUUUUCUUGCAUAGUCACUAGCGAUCUGGUCUCAGAGUUGACGGUGGGAAUUUGGAAAAUCGGCGGGGGAUUUGCAAAGAAGUCUUCUUCGCUAACACGAGAUCUCUAUAUCGGCCGCUGUGUGUGCGCACAUUUAUUUCCCAAACUCGCUACGUCUUGAUUACAACUGAGCUCGCGAUAUUUAAACUCAAUAUCCUCGCGUGGGGGCCACCUUAAUGUUCCCCGUCUGCCCUUGCCUUUACGAUUUUCUCCACUUUUCUCCAUCUCUUUAUAUUGAAUAAACUUUUGAUAUGCAAUGAUUGAAUCCUUGGCGGUAUUUCGUGACUGUUGUUUUGCACACCGUUCCAAACAGAAAAUUGAAAAUAGAUGGCCAUUUUGCAGGACGAAAUGGCUUCCAGUGGAAGCGACAACGAAGAAGCCCAAUUGGCCCAGUGCCAAGCCUACGUCCACCGGCACAACAUCCAGCAACUGGUCAAGGAGGCGGUGGUCAGCCUCUGCGUUCACAAGCCCGAGAACCCCGUCCUCUUCUUGAAGGAGCAUUUUGAGAAGCUGAAUGAACACCGAGCACAGGUGGGUUGCAAGGCUUUAAGAUUACCCUCGGUCUCCAGUAAUUCAAUUACGAGCUGCGUGUGACAUUUAGGCACCCACUUCCGGCCAGAAAAGGGCAACUUUCAGUGGCUGUGGGUUGUGUCAACCUUCGGGGAAAAUAUUUUGAAAAGCCAUAAUGAAUUGCCAGGUGCAGGGGCCUCUCCUUCAAGAAUGUUUUAUCAUUUGCGUCCAGCGUUGAGGUCAUAAAAUUGACGAGAUUCAAUAGGGAGACGCGUUUUUCGUGUUCAUUUCGUCUUUUUUCUAAAUUUUGAAGGGAUUUUUAAGCGUAGUAUAGUCAAAUUUCAAGCUAGUCUGAUUAUUGUCUCAUCAUUCUAACCUUUUAUUUUUCUCUUGAAUAUGAUAUCCUCAAAUCUCGUCAUCUCCAUGACCUCAAAUUACCCAUGACUUUUCGCACCCUGUUUUCCUUCGCAUAACGUCAGUUUUGUUGAAAGUUACACUUCUCAAAAGACAAUGCCAAAGGGCGAAAAAAGUCUGCAGCCGGAUCAUGGCCGAUUAUCGAAAAGGAAACCAAUUGUUUGAACCCGAGGGGGAAGGAGCCUUCAAUCAGACCUCCGUCAUUUAUUGGGAGGCCUCUCGGACGCCGUUACCUUUUUGUCCAACGCCUGUUUUUCAGCCCCCGACCUGUUAUUCAAUCAAACUUUUUUGAAUAUUCAACCUGCAAUUAGUGGGAAACGUCGGCAAUGGACGCUUUUGCAAAGAGUCUAUCAUUAUCCCGAAAUACCUCCAAAAUAGGGAGUGUUGUAUAGUAGUGCUUAUAAAGUAGUGGGUUACUGUUCGCCUAUCUCUACAUGAGUUGAUGUUUCCAGUUCAUUUUCCCAUUCCACGACCAACACUUUGGGGGCAGAAGAAAGUGGCCCCAAAAGAGCGGCCAGAAGCGAGAAUAUGGGGCACACAAGGGCACGGUUGGGCCGUUCCUUCCCUCGUUUUUUGCACCCCCUGCGGGUCCGGAGCCGCUUUCCUCCAUCGCGUUCUUUUUGUUUUUGGCCUUAAUCAUUCAGCUUGAUUUUAUGGGACUAUCGAUAUGGCGAACGGGAGUUUUUGACGAGAAAAUUGCGACUAUUUACUUGCAAUUUUUUCUAGAAAGUAGAGUACUUUAUUUCUCAGGUUUAACAGGGCGUUUUAUAACAUAUUUGUUUCUUUUUGAUUCCUCAUAGGCGUUUCCCACCCAUUUCUUUUAUAUUAGUCACAAAUCCUCGGCCAAAAGCAUCCUAUAAUAUUACUUUUUACAAGAAUUACUUUUUACAAAGGAUUACAUUUCCUGCCGACUUAAUUUCUAAAACGAAUUUAAAUUUGGUUUUUUAUCCUUUCGUGGGCUUUCUGGGCUUUUCUUUAACUGAAAAUUCCGAAUUAAUUACUGACUGAAACGGCCAUGGAAGAGAAUUGAGUCGGUCAGCUAGCUAUUAUAAGGCAGAAUUAGACGGAAAUUUGAUAUAUGUAGUGUAAAAAAACAAAAUUCCAUAACGUUAGUAUGUUUGGUUUACCCCGGGAAUUAAACUUUUAAAUCCCCCGAAUGUCGCCGCAUUAUUGUCGAAACCAGAUUAGCAUCUUUUCACCUGUCUUCGCAAGGCCAAAGCUUAACGUUUCAAAAAGUUUUUGUUACUUUGUGAGAAGUCACAAGUAAACUUCAUUUUUACUACUCUAUUACAAGAGAUUUAUGUACCUAGGCGAGCGGUUUCUACAUCGGAAAUCAAAGCGUUUCCAAUAGAAAUGGAGACUUUUAUAUUAGAAAUCAAAAACCUGGCUGCGAACAUUCGAUGCGUUGUGGUGUUGACAUGGGCGCUGUCACUUCCACAUUUCCACGUGCUCUUUGUUUUUCCAAUAAAGAGUUGGAACGGCCGUUGAUUUCGCGUUCCAAAGCAAACCUCGCAGGGACUAUCAGCGUUUCGACGUUUUAUUAGUUUUUCUGCGCCCCGAAAUGAUAUGGAAUUCGCCCAUUCUUCGCCUCGCACAUGUAUAAAUUUUUUGAUUUAGGCUUCAGGAAAUUGUGAGCCUCUCCGCUCUUUUCUCCCGUCCCCCCGGUCAGCCCGACUAUGAAUCGGUUUCUCUUCCAAAACACAAAUUCGUUUUAUUUUUCGGCUUCCCUCUUUACCCCCUUAGGCUGAUGGGGCUAGAGAGUCGCAAAAAAACAAAAAGUCGUGGAUUUUCUGCCCCCAGCAAUUGCGUUUUUCGUUUGUGUUUACAUGACUCGUGAGUAUUUGAAUAUUCGGCCGUCCGUUCCCGCAUUUAUGGUGCCUGUCGUUCCAGUGAUCCGGAAAAUAUUUAUUCCCUCCGAAACGCGCUAAAAUUCUGUCGCAUGGGCCAGAAGUUGAGCUCACGACGCACGGCGCGUCACAAUAACCAAGGUGGGACCGCGACCGUCAACCCCACUGAGGCUGGAUCACCAAACAAGAAAAAGGUACAAGCAGGUGUCUAUCAAAUUGUUUAUUUCUAUUUUUCCUAUUUAUGCUCUUUAUUUGCCGAACAUAAGGCCCUAAUAAUUUCACGAGUUAGGCUAUAGGUAGGAAAUCCAAAAGCAAAAAACCCUCUAAAACUGGCAACCCGAGCUCUCGGCGUAACUCAAUUUUCCAUAAAUAAAUGUCACACGUAGCUGUAAUAACCCCACAUGACAAGCCCAACUGAUCGGCUUGACGGAUGUCCCAAAAUUGGAUUUUCAUUCCCAUUUUAGGAGGUCCAAGAUGCCCAGGCGGAGGAGGAUGAUACAAUCGACGAGCCCCCGCGCAUCCCACAGCGCGGCCAGCGCCGAUUGGGCGUGUCGGCCGAGGUGCCAGAUGAGAAUGAAGCCGCCAACUACGUGAAGGUCGUGAUUCCAAAAGACGCCGAGACUCAGAACGCCCUGAAGAAGGCCAUGUGUAAGAAUGUGUUGUUUGCGCACUUGGACAAGGAUGAGGAGAAGGCCAUCUUCGACGCCAUGUUCCCCGUGGAGAAGAAGGAAGGGGAAACCAUCAUUCAACAGGUAAAUUUACAGUUUCUGUGCGUUCAUAUCUUUAGAAAAUCGGCCUUAUAACCGCUAAACUACAUAAAAUGAAAAUAUUUUAGGGAGAGGAAGGAGACAACUUCUACGUGAUCGACUCAGGCAAAGUUGAUGUCUAUGUUAAUAACCAAUAUUGCCUUACGAUCAAUGAAGGAGGUUCUUUCGGAGAGCUUGCCCUGAUCUACGGAACCCCUCGAGCUGCAACCAUCAAGGCCAAGACUGAUGUGAAACUAUGGGCCAUUGACCGAUUGACUUACCGUGCCAUUCUCAUGGGAUCCACAAUGAGAAAGAGAAAGAUGUACGAUGAAUUCUUGUCGAGGGUACAGAUCUUGGGUAAGCUUAUGCCAUACAAAUAUGUUAUCACAAACUGUAACGUAUAUUCUGAAAAUAUUAUACUCUUUCAUAAAACGCUAUCUAUUUUAGCCGAUUUGGACAAAUGGGAGCGUGCAAAUGUUGCUGAUGCCCUGGAGCGAUGCGACUUUGAGCCAGGAACUCAUGUAGUUGAACAGGGACAGCCCGGUGAUGAGUUCUUUAUUAUUUUGGAUGGACAAGCCGAGGUCUUACAGAAGCGCAGUGAUGACGCGCCUUUCGAGAAGGUUGGAAAACUUGGCCCCUCCGAUUACUUUGGUAAGUUUGUUAUAAUCGUUAAAAAUGCGUUGACCGCAUCCUGAUAUUCUGUUCUUAAUUUAAUCCCGUUUACGAGCAAUAAAUGAUAUGAUUUUAGGUGAGAUUGCCCUUCUCCUGGACCGACCCCGUGCCGCCACCGUAGUGGCCGAGACCCCCCUGAAAUGCGUGAAGUUGGACCGCAACCGAUUCGAACGAGUAAUGGGCCCAGUCCGCGAGAUUCUGAAACGAGACGUCUCCAACUACAACUCCUACGUCAAGCUGAUGACCUAA
This is a messenger RNA of Bursaphelenchus xylophilus (pine wood nematode), 4628 nucleotides long. Lineage: Eukaryota; Metazoa; Nematoda; Chromadorea; Rhabditida; Aphelenchoididae. The record is from the annotation of a GenBank genome assembly.